Molecule: messenger RNA, 1160 nt
Organism: Gorilla gorilla gorilla (western lowland gorilla)
Lineage: Eukaryota; Metazoa; Chordata; Mammalia; Primates; Hominidae
Product: HIG1 domain family member 1A, mitochondrial-like
Exons: 1
Coding region: 23-286 (87 amino acids)
Biological process (GO): mitochondrial respirasome assembly; negative regulation of apoptotic process
Cellular component (GO): mitochondrion
Source: RefSeq, a predicted model, not a curated record
GGAGAUUCUUCAAGCAAUCACUAUGUUAACAGACACAGGUGUUUCCCUUCCUUCAUAUGAGGAAGAUCAGGGAUCCAAACUUACUCGAAAAACUAAAGAGGCACCAUUCGUACCUGUUGGAGCAGCAGGUUUUGCAGCAAUUGUUGCAUAUGGAUUAUACAAACUGAAGAGCAAGGGAAAUACUAAAAUGCCCAUUCAUCUGAUCCACAUGCGUGUGGCAACCCAAGGCUUUGUUGUAGGAGCAAUGACUGUUGGUAUGGGCUACUUCAUGUAUCGGGAAUUCUAGGCAAAACCUAAGCCUUAGAAGAAGAGAUGCUGUCUUAGUCUUGUUGGAGGAGCUUGCUUUAGUUAGACGUCUCAUUAUUGAAGUUACCUAUUAUUGCUGGAAAUAAACUAAUUUGUAUGGGUUUAGAUGGUAGCAUGGCAUUUUGAAUAUUGGCUUCCUUUCUUGCAGGCUUGAUUUGCCUGGUGACCGAAUUACUAGUGACUAGUUUACUAACUAGGUCAUUCAAGGAAGUCAAGUUAACUUAAACAUGUCACCUAAAUGCACUUGAUGGUGUUGAAAUGUCCACCUUCUUAAAUUUUUAAGAUGAACUUAGUUCUAAAGAAAAUAACAGACCAAUCCUGAAGGUACUCCCAGUUUGCUUCAGAAUCUCACAUAUUUUGGAUGUUGUAUAAGAGUCCUAUUUGCCCCAGUUAAUUCAACUUUUGUCUGCCUGUUCUGUGGACUGGCUGGCUCUGUUAGAACUCUGUCCAAAAAGUGCAUGGAAUAUAACUUGUAAAGCUUCCCACAAUUGACAAUAUAUGUGCAUGUGUUUAAGCCAAAUCCAGAAAGCUUAAACAAUAGAGCUGCAUAAUAGUAGUAUUUAUUAAAGAAUCACAAUUGUAAACAUGAGAAUAAAGGAUUCUAGUUUAGUUUUUGUAAUUGCAAAUUAUAUUUUUGCUGCUGAUAUAUUAGAAUAAUUUUUAAAUGUCAUCUUGAAACAGAAAUAUGUAUUUUAAGCACUCACGCAAAGGUAAAUGAACACUUUUUAAAUGUGUGUGUUGCUUAUUUUUUCAAUAAGAAUUGUAAACAUUGAACUGAACAGAUUACCUAUAACGGAUUUGAUAAAUGACUUAUGAGCAAGCUGGUUUGGCCAGACAGUAUACCCAAACUUUUA